This is a messenger RNA of Solanum pennellii, 1376 nucleotides long. RefSeq names its product probable arabinosyltransferase ARAD1. NCBI's taxonomy places the organism in Eukaryota, Viridiplantae, Streptophyta, Magnoliopsida, Solanales, Solanaceae. Gene Ontology annotation, molecular function: glycosyltransferase activity. The transcript has 3 exons. The record is from RefSeq and is a predicted model, not a curated record. The coding region runs from base 8 to 1366 and encodes 452 amino acids.
UUAGAAGAUGUCUUUUUUUAUUGAAAAGAGUAUGCUAGCAUCAAGAUUUCUAUUUUGCCUAAUAGCCAUUUCGAUUUUGGUCUUGAUUGUUUCUUCAUUGUCCCUUGUCCAAUUUGCUGACAAUUCAUUCAUUGUGAAUACUAAUAAUUCUUCUCUUUACUCAACCUCAUGUGUAGAAUCUAAAAUCCCUUUUUCUUCUAUUAGCAAUUCACGUGGAUAUAUAUGUGACACUAAACAAGCUCUUCUUAGGGUGUAUAUGUAUGACUUACCCCCUGAAUUUCACUUUGGGCUAUUAGGUUGGAAAGGAAACGGAAAGGAAAUGUGGCCCAAUGUUGAUAUACAGGGUCACAUACCCUCAUACCCCGGUGCCUUAAAUUUACAACAUAGCGUUGAAUAUUGGCUUACCCUUGAUCUUCUAUCGUCUAAUAUUACAAGACCAUGCACUGCUAUUAGAGUGAAGAAUUCAAGUGAGGCCGAUGUAGUUUUUGUCCCAUUCUUUUCGUCUUUGAGUUACAACAGGCAUUCUAGGCCUCCUAGGAAGGGAAAGGUCAGUUUAAAUGGAAUACUACAGGAUAAAGUGGUAGAGUUUUUAAGAAGUAGACAUGAGUGGAAGAUAAAUGGUGGCGUAAAUCAUGUGAUUGUUGCUCACCAUCCUAAUAGCAUGUUGGUUGCAAGAAAGAAGUUGAGCUCUGCAAUGUUUGUGCUUGCAGAUUUUGGAAGGUACCGAACAAAAAUAGCAAAUAUUGAAAAGGAUGUGAUUGCGCCUUACAAACAUAUCGUCAGGACAUUAGAUGCUAACAACUCGCCCUCUUUUGAGCAACGUCAUAUAUUAGUUUAUUUCCAGGGGGCAAUUUAUAGGAAAAGUGGUGGAACGAUCCGUCAAGUAUUAUACAACCUUCUCAAGAACGAAAGAGAUGUACACUUCACUUUUGGAAGCGUCAAAUCAAAUGGUGUUAGGGAGGCUGGACGUGGAAUGGCCUCUUCCAAAUUCUGCCUGAAUAUUGUUGGAGACACCCCUUCAUCCAACCGCUUAUUUGAUGCUAUUUCUAGUCAUUGUAUUCCUGUAAUUAUUAGUGAUGAUAUUGAGCUACCAUUUGAAGAUGUUCUCGAUUAUUCCAAGUUUUGCAUCUUUAUUCGUUCUUCAUACGCUGUAAGGAAGGGAUAUCUUCUUAAUUUCCUUAGAGGAAUCAAGGAGGAUCAGUGGAUCAAAAUGUGGAAAAGGUUGAAGGAGUUCACAAAACAUUUUGAGUACCAAUAUCCAUCCCAACCUAAUGAUGCAGUUGAUAUGAUUUGGCAGGCAAUUGCAAGAAAGUUGUCGUUUAUGCAACUGAAGGCUCAUCGCCACAACAGAUAUCGUACUUCAUAGCUCAUUGUAC